AUGGCUACCUGCAAUCUCUUCGACGAAGAUGUUGUCUGCUCAGGUUCGCCUGAAAGUGGAUUUGUCUAUGGUUUAGUUAUAGAAAAUUCUGAAUUUUUGAGCAGCAGUGAAGAUGAGGACGAGGAAGACGAAAUGGAAGAUGAAAGGGUCAGAAAGGGGUCUGUGAGAGUCGCCUGGCACCCUGACGGCAAGGAAACAGUCGUGGACGAAAAUGAGGUGAUUCUGGUGGACCGAUCUUUAAUGCCAGGAGACGUGAUUCGAAGGUCUGUAAACGGUAAAGACAGUCAACAAGGUUUUGUACAAGAUAUGGAAUUGACUUGUCACAUUCGAGUUCUCGGAACAAAUAAAUAUAUUUAUAAUAUCAACACCAGAAAUUUUAUCCCCAUGGAGGAUUUUGACUCUAAGCCAGGGGAAGUAACCUUAGAUUCAUGGAUUGGAAGAUUUGAAACUAUGAAUAGAAAAGUAACAAUAAGAAUGCCAGAUGGUGCCAGAUGUAAGAUUAUGGAAAGUGAUAUUUAUGAAUUUGACACAAUUGAUGACAAAAGAUCGAGGCAUUCAGAAUAUUGGAGCAGUGUUUGUUACCCACAACAGAUAUUUAAAGGAUCACUGGGAGAUCUACAUGGGGUGGAGUGGUUACAUUCUACCAUGUUUCAUAACCCACGAAAUGUAGAUCAUAAACAACACAGUCCUGUUACCUUUAUUGUUGAAUCGGUUGAAACAGAGAGUGUAGAAGUCCACUGGUUGGCCCGAGGAUUUUCUCAAGUUGAGGAUCCACAAGUCAGAGUCGAACCUCCACCUAGAUUAGUCCGAGGGGAUCAGUUGAAAAGAAUGUCUCAAAUGGACUGGUUUUAUAACUGCAGUGUUCAGAUUGGAGAUAGAGCAUACUAUGUAAUACAAGAUACAGAUACAAUCGAGACACACCCACCUAAAAAACAGGUUGUUCCAGAAAUUAUCUCUAAACUUGGUACCAAAACUGAGGGUUUAGUUAAGGUAAAAACUGAGAAGAAGAAGAGUAAAGACAGUAAAGGAGGAGGUGAUGGGGUAAAUGAGAAUGGUAAUGAUGACAAUACUGAUGAUGAUGAUUAUGAUGAUGAUGAUGAAUAUGAGGAUGAUGAUUCGGACGAAUCAGACGCUGGUUCUGUUAAUUCGGGAUCUUCUCAAGGCUCAGCAUCAGGUAAAAAGAAGAAGGGUAGAAAGAAACCGUCUCUACAGUUGAAGAUGUUACGUGGUAGGCGAGGAAGGAGGCCUAGAAUGAAGUUUAAUCUUCCAGAAAGGAAAUUAACGGCUGGUGAGAAAGUUCCAGUAGAAAUUUGCUACACUGUUUCGAAAGCUAACGUCAUGUGGCAGGAUGGUACAGUAGAAAAUAACAUGCUAUCAGCAGAGUUAUACCCCAUACAUCAUCUAGAUGAGUUGGAAUUCUUCCCUGGUGAUUUUAUUAUUGACGCAAAAGAUACGGAGGGUUUUAAUGAUUAUGGUGUAGUUGUGUCAUGUGAUCAUUCUGCUAGAACAUGUUAUAUACAGUGGUUACGCCCGUAUGAAGUUGGCAAAUCAAAGCGACCGACAGUAUUAUCUGAUGUACAUGAAGUCAGUGUUUAUGAUAUAAAAGAUCAUCCACAUUAUAAAUUCAGACCUGGUUAUAGUGCUAUUAGAGUGGGAGGUUUCGAGGAUACAGAACAGAAGUUAUCAGCUGUUGGUCAAGUGUACAGAUUAAACCCUAGUGGGUCCAUACAGAUAAAAUGGGCAGACGGAACUCUCUCCGAUUGUUUUCCUCAAGAAUUAUAUCUAGUUAGUGAUGAGCUGAGUGAGUUUGGUGAGAGUGAGACAAUGUCGUCCAGUGAGUCCGAGUCUGAAAGCGAAGACGAGUCUUCUGAAGACAAUUCUGAUGCAUCAUGGGAAACAGAAACAGAAGAAGAAGUAUCACAUGAUGAAGAAGUGAAAGAGGAGAGUGUGAAAGAAAAAGAUGCUGUACCAUUUUCGAAAACUUUAAUGAAAGAUUUGACAGUAAAGAUGGUGGAGGCUCAUCAGGUUUUGGCUGGUUUGGAGGACAGUUUCCACUCUAUCUCAUCCGUUGCCUCUCUGGAGAUCGCUGAUUGUUACUCUGAUGUGGUGUCGUUGUAUAAAACUUGUAAAAACAUUGAUAAAAUGCUCAAGACAAAAUUUUUCGAGGACACCGAUCUUCAGAUGUGGUUGUCGCAACUUCGCGAAGCUCAUAGAAACGAGAAACUGAAGAAAGUCUCGCGUAAUAUCAAUUAUAGAUACAAUUCUUAUAACCAGGAUUUAAUCGAAGCGAAAAUGAAAGAAAGCCAGAGCAUGGAGUUAGAUUUAGAUCUUGAUUUUUCAACGGCUUCCAAUGCAGACGACAGUUUGUUUCAAGAUGGUGACCGGACGCCAAAUGAUGCGGAAAAUCCCUUCAGUUUAGAUUCAACUACAGACGCACAUCUUAAAGGUGCCGCUGCAAAACCUAAGCCAGCAACAAAUGAAAGCGGAGCUGCAGCAAAUACGAAUUUAAACAAUUUACAAGGAGUUAAAGAAGCAUGGACAGACACGCAAUCCAUAAAAACUGAAAGUUCUGGAAAGACUGAUGUUAAUAAAGAAGAGGGUAAGACGCAAAAAGAGUCUGAAAGUGGUGCAUCUAAUGGCGAGGAUAUAAAAUUCAGGGUGGAAAUUAUGGGUGGAAUAAGUUUCGCAUUGAAAGUUCAUCGACGAAUUAAACACAUCAUCGCUUUCAAAGUCCAGAAAGAGAUCGACAAACGCUGGGGAAAAGGGAAGUAUGCAGACGACAAAUCAGAUUCUGACUCGAAAUCGAAUUCUACGAAAUCCAAAUCGAAGAGCAAAGAGACCAAAGAUGCAUCUCCGGAAGUUGUGAAAGAAACGCGAGACAAUAACGAUGAGAGUCUGGUAGAGAAAAUGUGCCAGCAACAUUUACCAGAUUUGAAAACUGAAGCAGAUGCAGUAAAUGGUGACUCAGCAGAAUUGAAUGAGCAGACAGAUUGUGAAGAGUUUGUAAGAAAGAAGUUGAAUAUCAGUAUUAGUAUGGAUGAUAGUCGAAUUGCUGUGGAUGAACUCGGAUCACCCCUCUCAGUUACAGGUUUCCAGUAUUAUGGUGAAGUACCACUAGGACAUCAAUUCUAUACCAACCAAUUUUCUCCCAACGUUCAACGUUCUUUUAUGGUUUCUGUUCAAAAAGAGUUGAAAUUAUUAGAAUCUAGUCUACCACCAGGAAUUAUUGUCAAAGGUUUUGAAGACAGAAUGGACCUGUUUUCGGCCAUGUUUGUUGGUCCAACCAACACCCCGUAUGAAGAUGGUUUGUUUGUGUUCGACCUCCAGUUAUCUCCUGAUUAUCCAGUCUCACCACCGUCGCUACACUACAUAUCUUACUGUACGGAACGUUUAAACCCCAACUUGUACGAGGAUGGUAAAGUGUGUAUUAGUUUGCUAGGGACCUGGUCUGGAAAGGGAAAUGAAUUAUGGUGCAGUAAAUCUAAUCUACUUCAAAUCUUCGUCUCAGUUCAGGGAUUAAUAUUAGUAAAAGAGCCUUAUUAUAAUGAAGCUGGUUACGAGAAACAACGAGGAUCUCAGCAGGCGUAUGAAAACAGCCGAAUGUAUAACGAAAUGGCAAUAUUAAAACUGGUACAGGCAAUGAGUGCAAUGGCUGAACGACCACCAAAAAUAUUUGAACAGGAAGUGAAAGAUCAUCUGCUGAAUAAUGGACCCAGGAUGAUUAAACGAUUAAGAAGUUGGAUCGAAAUAUCUGGAUAUUCAUUCUCAGUCCCAGCAACCAAAAACACAGGAAGUUCUACAAGUGAUAUAAAAACCGAAAGUAGACCAAAUAUAGACAAUGUUUCGUCUUCAUCUGUUGAUUCAAGCUGUGAUAAAGACAAUAAGGGUGAUAACUCUGGUAGCCAUGUGAAACUAGAGGGCGCUUCCAAGAACAAUAACUCUUCUAGUCCUCAAGACAGCAUUACUAAGUCUUUCACAGAGGGCAAUCCUUCUACGAAACCUGACUUUCCACUGUUUCCCGUAUCCAAGGGUUUCUGCUUGUCGUUAAGAAGCAAUUUGCAAAAGUUUGAAGAUAAUUUGAAAAAAUUGCAACAGAAAUGA
Lottia gigantea (owl limpet) is the source of this 4101-nucleotide messenger RNA. RefSeq lists its product as hypothetical. Bases 1 to 4101 code for a protein of 1366 amino acids. The transcript has 21 exons. The record is from RefSeq and is a predicted model, not a curated record. Lineage: Eukaryota; Metazoa; Mollusca; Gastropoda; Lottiidae.